This is a messenger RNA of Lepus europaeus (European hare), 979 nucleotides long. It is a transcript of the gene PUSL1, whose product is annotated as pseudouridine synthase like 1. The record is from RefSeq and is a predicted model, not a curated record. Gene Ontology annotation, molecular function: pseudouridine synthase activity; RNA binding. Bases 40 to 915 code for a protein of 291 amino acids. Gene Ontology annotation, biological process: tRNA pseudouridine synthesis. NCBI's taxonomy places the organism in Eukaryota, Metazoa, Chordata, Mammalia, Lagomorpha, Leporidae. The transcript has 8 exons.
CCCCGCAGGCUCCCCGCGGCGGCGCCGGCUCCGCGCGCCAUGGGCUCGGCCACGCGCUACCUCGUGUACUUCCAGUACGUGGGCACGAGUUUCAACGGGGUCGCGGCCGUCCGGGGCGCCCAGCGCGCCGUCGGGGUCCAGAACUACCUGGAGGAGGCCGUGGGGCGGCUGCACUGCGCGGCGCCGGCCACGUUCACCGUGUCCAGCCGCACGGACGCCGGGGUGCACGCGCUCUGCAACACCGCGCACCUGGACGUGCCGCGCCGGCCGGGCCGCCCUCCCCUGGCGCCGGAAGCCCUGGUCCAGGCGCUCAACAGGCACCUGACGCACCCGGCCAUCAGGGUCCUGCAGGCCUCGCUGGUGCCCAGCGACUUCCACGCUCGCCACGCUGCCACCUCCAGGACCUACCUGUACCGCCUGGCCACCGGCUGCCAUCAGUUUGCCGAGCUGCCGGUGUUUGAACGCAACCUGUGCUGGCCGCUGCGCACUGACCGCCUGGACGUGGCGGCCAUGCAGGAGGCUGCCCAGCACCUCCUCGGGACGCACGACUUCAGCGCCUUCCAGUCGGCCGGCAGCCCGGCCGGCAGCCCAGUGCGCACCCUGCGCCGCGUGUCCGUGUCCCCCGCCCCCGACAGCCCCUUCGCGCUCCCCCAGGAGAGCAGGAGGCUGCGCUUCUGGAGCUUGGAGUUUGAGAGCCAGUCGUUCCUGUACAGACAGGUACGCAGGAUGACGGCCGUGCUGGUGGCAGUGGGGCUGGGGUCGCUGACGCCCGCCCAGGUGAAGGAGAUUCUGGACAGCCGGGACCCGCUGGGCAAGCACCAGGCUCGCGUGGUCCCAGCCCACGGCUUGUUUUUGAAGUCAGUGCAGUACGGGGACCUCGGAGACCUGGGUCCUGCCCGUGGGAACCACAAGUGACCUGGACACCCGGCCAGAGCCUGGCUGCUGCACCCAGCAGGGACCCGAUGCCCUCGGCCCCCCC